Molecule: messenger RNA, 1365 nt
Organism: Theobroma umbraticum
Lineage: Eukaryota; Viridiplantae; Streptophyta; Magnoliopsida; Malvales; Malvaceae
Product: peroxisomal adenine nucleotide carrier 1
Biological process (GO): peroxisome organization; ATP transport; ADP transport
Cellular component (GO): peroxisomal membrane
Molecular function (GO): ADP transmembrane transporter activity; ATP transmembrane transporter activity
Source: RefSeq, a predicted model, not a curated record
UUCUUUUUCCAGCUACCUUCCAUUUCUUUCUGUUUCCUACGUAUAAAAACCAGCUCGAACGAUUUCAUUAGAUUCAGCUUUCAAUUCCCAAGCCCGAGACAGAGAAACAUAGAGAAAAAUAAAGAAGGAUUUUGUUUUUAAAAGAUGGGUGUUGAUUUAGAGUCUUUAUCAGAGGCAGCUUCGGGUGCUCUAGGGUCACUGUUGAGCACCACGAUUUUGUACCCUCUUGAUACCUGCAAAACCAAGUACCAAGCCGAGGUUCAAGCCCAUGGACAACAAAAAUACAGGAACCUCUCAGAUGUAUUAUGGGAAGCGAUAUCUACCGGCAAAUUUCUUUCCUUAUACCAGGGUCUAGGCACCAAAAACCUGCAGUCGUUCAUUGCACAAUUUGUCUACUUCUAUGGAUAUAGCUACUUCAAAAGACUGUAUCUAGAAAAGAGUGGUUCCAAAUCAAUUGGAACAAAAGCAAACUUGAUUCUUGCUGCUGCAGCAGGGGCUUGUACUGCUAUUGUCACUCAGCCUCUGGAUACAGCCUCCUCAAGGAUGCAGACAAGUGCCUUUGGAAAAUCGAAAGGGCUCUGGAAGACCCUCACAGAGGGCACCUUGAGUGAUGCAUUUGAUGGCCUUGGCAUCUCUCUUUUGCUGACCUCCAACCCUGCAAUUCAGUAUACAGUUUUUGAUCAGCUGAAACAACGACUGCUUAAACAAAAACUGAAAGAAGCAGGCAAAGGUUCUUCCCCAGUGUUUCUAUCUGCCUUCACAGCUUUCCUGUUAGGUGCAGCAUCAAAGAGUGUUGCAACUUUUUUGACUUAUCCAGCAAUUAGGUGUAAGGUAAUGAUUCAAGCUGCAGAUCCCGAUGAUGAUGAUAGAACUAAGAAAGCUCAACCAAGAUCCCGUAAAACAGUGUCAGGAGUUAUCUAUGCUAUAUGGAGAAGGGAAGGGAUUCUUGGCUUUUUCAAGGGAUUACAGGCCCAGAUCACAAAGACAGUGUUAAGCUCUGCUUUGCUUCUGAUGAUCAAAGAGAAAAUUACAGCCACCACUUGGGUUCUUAUCCUUGUUAUCCGAAGGUAUCUAUUACUUACAAGGGGUAAAUUAAAAAAUGCGUGACAAGAGUAAUAUCAGUUAUAAUUGGGAGAUGAGUUAAUAAUCUCGCUUCAUUUGAAUACAAACCAUUUGUAAUUUAUAGGGUAAGGCUCGAAUUCUUUGAAGCAUAGCUGCAGCAACAUAGGUUCUCUUUUAGGUAAACACCAAUCAGAGCUAUCUCUUGUGGCUUCAACCUUGAAAUAAGUUUGUAUCUGAUGCAGGGAACAAUGCAAAAACAGACACAGUAAUAUUACUUGAACGGCAUGUUCUGUUCGAAUGAAA